This is a messenger RNA of Astyanax mexicanus (Mexican tetra), 889 nucleotides long. Its product is annotated as N-acetyltransferase family 8 member 3-like. The record is from RefSeq and is a predicted model, not a curated record. Bases 88 to 789 code for a protein of 233 amino acids. NCBI's taxonomy places the organism in Eukaryota, Metazoa, Chordata, Actinopteri, Characiformes, Acestrorhamphidae. Gene Ontology annotation, molecular function: N-acetyltransferase activity. The transcript is spliced from 2 exons.
CUACAGUGAAAUGGAUGGACACAGUCAGUAGAGCUGCUGGAGGAGAAGAGAGGCUGACGAUCAGGAGAAAAACUAAAAUCAAGAAGAAUGCAGAUAGUGAUCAGGAAGUUUAAGCCCUCGGACUAUGAGGCUGUUAGAGCCAUAUUUCGAGAUGGACUCCAGGAGCACAUCAAUCCGUCCUUCAUUUUUGCCGUUUCCCAGCUGUUCCACAUCACUCUGACGCUGUGCUGCUGUGCUGUGGGCUACUGGCUGGGUGGAGAGUCAGUGGGCGUGGCUCUGCUGGCUGGAUGCUGCUGGAUAGGCCUGGUGUACGUCUGCUGCUAUGAAUUCUACAGUCGUUACGUCCGAAUGAGGCUCCGCACGGACAUGCAGGACAUCACCGCUUCCUACCUCAGCCAUCCAGAUAACUGCUUCUGGGUGGCUGAAGCUGAGGUGAAUGGACGGCCUCAGGUGGUUGGUAUGGUGGCUGUGGAGGCUAAAAAGCACCCAGAAAGUGGGCAAAAGUAUGCAGAACUCUUCCGAAUGAUUGUGUCGCCUGCAGCUCGUCGCACUGGCCUCGGCUCGAGACUGGGUCAGACAGCUGAGAACUUCUGUAAGGAGCGAGGACUGUCCAGAAUAGUGCUCAACACGACCUCCACACAGACAGCAGCUCUGGCUCUGUAUAAGAAGAUGGGUUAUCGGCUCAUCCAGAAACAUGAAGAUGCUGAAAGUCCUUGGUGGGUCGUCAGACUGACCAGAGCUAAAGUUCAUAAGAUGGAGAAAAUCUUGGGCCCCAAUUUAAUACAAUAAGUGUCUCUAAUAGACCAUUGAAGUCGUGUCGUCAUUUUGUGGUCGGCGCCAUGUUGUUAAUGCCCAUAUUUGGGGUUCCGUGUCUAAGCGGUUUAAGUGA